UAUAACAAAUAAUUUGAGAUUAUACAUGGCAACCAUAAUCAGUGACCCGAUAUGGAGAACUAUACAAGAAAAAGUAAAUGAAGAAAACUUGACAGAAUUGUUGGAUGUUUACACUAUCAACAACCUGGACUACAAUGCUAAAGGUGGAAAUAAAAAGAGUGCAGUACUUCAUGAAACAGCAGAACAAGAUAAACAAGAGAUUGCAGGUUAUCUUAUAAAACACGGUGCUGAUGUGAACACUAAGAACAGUAAUAAGGAAACACCGUUACAUGUAGCUGUAAUGAAUAACAGUGUAGAGGUAGCUGAAUUGCUGUUAGAACACGGAGCGGAGAUGGACACUAAGAACAAGUAUGGAGAGACCCCGUUAUAUAUAGCUGCAAGUAAGAACAGUGUAGAGGUAGCUAAAUUGCUGUUAGAACAUGGAGCGGAGGUGGACACUAAGAACAGUAAUGGGGACACACCGUUAAAUGUAGCUGCAAGAAUAGAGUUAGCUAAAUUGCUGUUAGAACAUGGAGCGGAGGUGGACGCUAAGGACCAGUAUGGGGAAACACUGUUACAUGAUGCUGUACGUGAUAACGAUGUAGAGUUAGCUAAAUUGCUGUUAGAACACGGUGCGGAUAUCAGUACUACAGCUAUAAAUAAUGAGUCAGUUCUUCAGUACAUGCAGAAGAUAUGGUCCAAUAAUGACUUACAAGAUUUAUUCCGUGCUUUUCCAAAUGGAGGCAAAUAUUCUAAUCCUGCUGUUAUCGUUCAGGAAUUAGACAUUAAGGACGAUUUUGAUGAUGAUGUCAAGAGCAUCUUAAGUAAUAUUCUGAAAGAAGCGAUCGACAAAUUGCCAGGUAUUAUGGAUGACCCUGAGCACAGAUUUACGUUUUAUGGAGGAGAUCUGUAUAUUCCCCUCGUUAAAGAAUUCUUGAAACGGUCAAGCGGGUCAGGCGAGACGACUCUUCUACACACCGUAUACAUUGCUCUUCAAGCAAAAACUCUAUGUAAUCAGCCCACAAGAGAAAUUCUCGAGAGUAGACUCAGCUCCGAUAUCUAUAAGCAAUUUCGGAGAAAAAUUAAAAAAUUGGCAACUACUAAUAACAUAUUUGAGAAGAGAGAAACAAAAGAACUUACUGUAAUUGCACAAAAGAUUUACGCAGAAUACAUGAAGGAUAAAAAAGUUAAGGAAUAUUGCUGCAAAGCAGUGGGAAAGACGCAAGAGUGUUGCAACGUUAACUGUUCAUUUUGCCUGCCAAAUCCCUCAGGAGUAUACCACAGCUGUUCUGCAAUAGGAAUGAUGGGGAGAUUCUUAUGUCUCCUAGGAAUUGUCGUAUACAUCUUAGACUUGUACACUGAUUUAGUAGUUGGCAUUUCAGAUUUCAACGGAUUUUCUCAAAAGCUAGGGAUAUUUGAGAUUGCUCUGGUAUCGCUCACUUUAAUUCAUGAGAACUUCGGAUCUGCUGACAGUGUAUACACAACGGAGAAAGAUGUUCUGAGAAUAAAGUUUGGGAUUUUCGUGUUAUCUGCCAAAGAAUGGAGCGAAUCAAACUUAAACUGGAGCUGGAAUAAGUUUAAAAUGUUCUUUUACAGGCUAUCUUGGCCUUUCAAGCUACAGGGAAGUUUUCUGAGUAAGCUAAGAGCGAUAUUCUACAACCUACUGACAUGUUUCCAAUUAAGGCCAGUCGUGGAUAGGUUAGUAAUAUUCCUACACGAACCAAUAAGCUUGCGUGAGUAUUACAGACGUCAAGCAGAACAGAAUAGCUUGAAACAGUUUUACUUGAUUUUGGAACAAUUGCCAGAACUCCUGGUUCAGUUCUAUACAUUUCAAAUAGUGAUCAACAACCUUUCCCAAAGAGAUAUUGAACAGUUUGCCGGUGAAUGUUAUCACUAUUUCGAUUAUCACCGUAUGAAUACAAACAUCACCAACGACACAAACCUAUUUUGUGAAAAUCUCCCACUAUCUGAUACAGGAUUAGGAACAUGUGGCACUGUGUUUCGUAUAUUCUCAAUGGCAAUUCCAUUUUUCAACAUUCCCUCGGGAAUUGCUUCUUUGGAAGAUGGCUUUAGGAAAUUGGACCCAAUGACAUCUCAAAUGUCCACUUUUUCAAAGAUCAUUUUCCAAGCAUCCUAUACAUUGAUGAUACCAGCCAGGUUGUUCAUGUUUGCAGCAGUAAUGCAUGCUUUGUUUAUAAAGGAGUAUGUGUUUGGGUUCAUCAUCUUCAGAGUGAUAAUGGAACUCUUGGUAAACCUUUAUAGCCUCAAGGCGAACUCCACAGGACUUUCCCUUAAAAGUGUUCCAAUCUUAUGGCGAAUGGUCUUGUUUAGUAUCAGAGAUGUGUUUCUAAUAUCGAUAGCGUUUCUAAGAAACCCUGACGCUUACUUCUUAAAACCCUCCGACGUUUCUUACAAGUCAUUGAGAAAGAGGAAAAAUCUAGCUGUCCGUGCAAUCCCAUUUAUCUGCGAGGGUUUGGUCGCAGCUUUGAUCAUCGAACAAAGGUAUCCGUGCGGUAAGCAUUUCAAUUAUUUCAAAUAUUUGGGAUGGUUUUGUAUAAUUCCUCUAGUGCUCUCGGUAUCAGCAAUGGUCAUGGUCUCAGACCUUUUCCAUCCAUUUAAAGGAAGAUCUUCGUCACUAAGAAAAGAAACAAAGAAGCUCCUUCUCGCUGGUUUCAUCAGUAUAAUGUUCAUGGGAGUUGUUGUAUGGACCUUCAUUGUUAGUCAGAAAAGAGGGUCAGUGGAACUUCUGGUCAUGGGUCUGGCAAUUUUUCUUCAUAUCGUCCUUGUUGCUGGACUCUGUCUGUUUGUCAAGAUGUCCACCAAAGGUAAAGAAAGUAAAAAAAGUAAAGAAAGUAAAAAAACUCCGUACAAACCUUUAGCUACGUCAACCACAUCAGUCGACCACCCUCAGUCGACCACACCAGUCUGAUGAAUUACCUUUUUGUCCAUUUAAUUCGUCCUCGGCUUUCCAGAGCCAUAAAAACUGUAUAUUUAAAACUAUUUGCUGAGCAAAUAUCAAUUUGUAGACUGUAUCAGUCUUCUCAAAGUAAUAACAAUGAAGCAGAAAUCAUUUCAUCAGCAAAAUUUCCCUCUGUCAUUCCGAAAUCAUCUAAAAGCUUUAUUGAGCUGGAUUUACGACACAGUUAACUGGUGUACUUCUUAAAUUCAACCUCGCAACAGCACAUGUCAAAACUGUGGUGUUCACUUCCAACUUCGGGUUUAUAGAUCUACGACCUACGUGGUAUAGCAAAGUGUUUCCUAAAUCCAACAUUUUACUGCUCUAUUAUAUAGAACUAAACUGCAAACCGGGCCGGGGUGUCUCCAAUCUUUCCAACUGAUGUCCGCUCGCUCAUACUAGUGCUAACUUUGUCCUUUAACCUUCUAACUCUACACCAAUAUACUGUUCAGAUGGAUCUUCAUCUACGACCUACGUGGUAUAGCAAAGUGUCUCCUAAAUCCAACAUUUUACUGCUCUAUUAUAAAGAAGUAAACUGCAAACCGGGGUGUCUCCAGUCUUUCCAACGGAUGUCCAACCUUUCUCCUUUAACCUGCUAACUAUACACUAAUAUAAUAUUCAGAUGGAUCUACAACGUACGUGGUGAAUCAAAGUUUCUCCUAAAUCCAACAUUUUACUGCUCUAUUAUAAAGAUCGAUUUUCCUUUAUCUAAACAAUGUGGAGGGGGAAUGCAAAGCCACGAACGUUAAAUGAUCAAGUCACAAGUGAGAUCAUAAAUUUAUAAAAUCAACCGCAGAUCGGAAAUAAAAACUAUAGAGCUUCUAAUUUGUUGGCAAGGAUAAAUGGACUGUGGGAAAUUUUAUUUAUGAAUACUGCUUUAUUGCACUGACUUGAAAAAAAUAAUUUGUAAUUUUAUGUUGGUGCAAAAUUUUGGAUUUAAACAUUUGAUAACUUUCUCAAAGCCCAAAGGUUUAGUUAAUUACUUUAGAAGCUAAAACUUUUUGGGCGAAUGAUAUUGUUAAAAAAGUAUUUAUAUGCUUUAUUUAAAAUAUAAAUAGCAUCACGUGCUGUUCGUGCUGAUUUUUGUGAGACAUUUCUGUUUUCAUAUUUUUGGGAGUUU
Molecule: messenger RNA, 4055 nt
Organism: Bolinopsis microptera
Lineage: Eukaryota; Metazoa; Ctenophora; Tentaculata; Lobata; Bolinopsidae
Exons: 9
Coding region: 26-2908 (960 amino acids)
Molecular function (GO): protein binding
Source: RefSeq, a predicted model, not a curated record